UUGGCUGGCGUGCGUCGUGAACACGUGCACGAAGCAGCCAGGCUCAAACCCGCUUCGCUGUUGUCGGGAGCGGUCGUCUCAUCCAGCACGAUUGAUCGUUUAACCGCUGGCUCAGGCGAUCGUGGGGGAUGGCCUCGUCUCGAUCGUCAUGGCUACAUCGACAUGGGGAUAGACUCCGCAUCAGCGCAGCCUGACUGCUGCUUCCUGCAGCCGGCGCCGGUCGCACAGCGGAGGUUCUACCCGUGUCAUUCAGCAAGGGGUCCGAGGCUCGAAGGCCUCCGCGUGGGGGGGCGGCGGUGGGGCGGCGUGUUUAGGGGGGCGCAGGCGCCGUCGGGCUGGUCGGAGGCGACUCGCGCGCCGCUCGCCGCCGCGCACGCACGCCCGCGCACCGCGCCAGCGCCGACCGCGCCUCUCGCGAUGUGUUAUCAGUGA
Messenger RNA from Danaus chrysippus (African queen), 432 nucleotides. The record is from the annotation of a GenBank genome assembly. NCBI's taxonomy places the organism in Eukaryota, Metazoa, Arthropoda, Insecta, Lepidoptera, Nymphalidae.